Messenger RNA from Pieris rapae (cabbage white), 1899 nucleotides. RefSeq lists its product as uncharacterized. The transcript is spliced from 16 exons. Gene Ontology annotation, molecular function: serine-type endopeptidase activity. Gene Ontology annotation, biological process: proteolysis. Lineage: Eukaryota; Metazoa; Arthropoda; Insecta; Lepidoptera; Pieridae. The coding region runs from base 80 to 1864 and encodes 594 amino acids. The record is from RefSeq and is a predicted model, not a curated record.
UUAUCAAAAUAAUCCAUCUUUUAUCAAUUAAUUCUUUUUAUAUUAAUCUAUAAUUAAUGCAAUGAGCCAGUAGUUGUAAAUGAGAGCUCAAAAAAUGUUGACUCUUUUUCUUUUUGUGUUGGCUUUUGUGACGGCUUUUGCCGACAACACUCCAGUAUAUCACUCGAGUUCACAAGACCUCGAUAUCUCUCUAUCACAAGGGCGUAUCGUGUCUGGAUGGGAGGCGUAUGAAGGCCAGUUCCCGUACCAGCUAUCUCUUCGUAUGGUUAAUCAAAAUGGCAGGGUUUCUGCUUGUGGAGCCACACUUAUUCAUAACGAAUGGGCUUUGACCGCCGGUCACUGUCCAGCUGGUCGUGUAACCUUGGUAGUGCGUGCUGGUGUGACGGACAUAAAGAGACCUCAGUUGAUGUUCGAGACAACCGAGUACUACACACAUCCUCUCUAUGUCGAUCUCCUUCCAUUCGUGCAGCCCAACGACAUCGCGCUCAUCAAGUUCCCACGACCAGUCGAAUAUAAUGAUGCGCUUUACCCUAUCAGACUUCAGUCCUCGCACCAUAAAGAUAAGGACUAUAACAACGUUGUGUUUACUGCCUUUGGUUGGGGAAGAAACUGGACUGACGGUGUUUCACCCGAGGUGAUGAACUGGGUGUACCUAAAGGGAAUAAGCAACGAAUACUGUAGAACGAGUUUUGGUGGUUCUUCAAUUAUUGUAGACUCUACCAUUUGCGCUGCCCAUUACAACGUCACUAGCCAAUCUGUCUGCCAGGGAGACAGUGGCGGUGGUUUAACUAUAUUGGACAAUGAUGGUGAACUAUCUCAGCUAGGCGUAGCGUCUUUCGUCUCCGGCAGUGGUUGCCACACUGAAGUUCCUGCUGGUUUCAUACGCACGGGUCACUACCACGACUGGUACACAGAAGUAACGGGCCUUAAAUUUGAUUGGGUGCCCGCUGCAGAUAUUAAUGCAAUCAGCCAGUUGUUGUUAAUGAGAGCUCAAGAAAUGUUGACUCUCUUUAUUUUUGUGUUGGCUUUUGUGACGGCUUUUGCCGACAACACUCCAGUGUAUCACGCGAGUUCACAAGACCUCGCCGUCUCUCUAUCACAAGGGCGUAUCUCGUCUGGAUGGGAGGCGUAUGAAGGCCAGUUCCCGUACCAGCUAUCUCUUCGUAUGGUUAAUCGAAAUGGCAGGGUUUCUGCUUGUGGAGCCACACUUAUUCAUAACGAAUGGGCUUUGACCUCCGGUCACUGUCCAGCUGGUAGCGUAACCUUGGUAGUGCGUGCUGGUGUGACGGAUAUAAAGAGACCUCAGUUGAUGUUCGAGACAACUGAGUAUUACACACAUCCUCGCUUUAUCGAUCUCUAUCCAUACGUGCAGCACGACGACAUCGCGCUCAUCAAAUUCCCACGACCAGUCGAAUAUAAUGAUGCCCUUCAACCUAUCAGACUUCAGUCCUCGUACGAUAAAGAUAAGAACUAUAACAACGUUGUGUUUACUGCCUUUGGUUGGGGAAAAAACUGGACUGACGGUGUUUCACCCGAGGUGAUGAACUGGGUGUACCUAAAGGGAAUAAGCAACGAAUACUGUAGAACGAGAUAUGGUGGUUCUUCUAUUAUUGCAGAAACUACCAUUUGCGCUGCCCAUUACAACGUCACUAGCCAAUCUGUCUGCCAGGGAGACAGUGGCGGUGGUUUGACUAUAUUGGACAAUGAUGGUGAACUGUCUCAAGUAGGCAUAGCGUCGUUCGUCUCCGGCAGUGGUUGCCACACUGAAGUUCCUGCUGGUUUCGUACGCCCGGGUCAUUACCACGACUGGUUCACAGAAGUAACAGGCCUUAAAUUUGAUUGGGUGCCCGCUGCAGAUAUUUAGAAAAUAUAUAAAUAAAAGUAAAUAAAGAUAUAUUG